AGUUGAUCAGUGGCAGGCGGAGAGCGCUCUGUCACGGCUGUGCGUAAAGAAGAAAAAAAUCGUAUGUUUUGUAUUGAUUUGUGAUUUUUUAACUCCUGAGACGAUGGAGCAAACGUGUCCGGAUCUAUGAUAGUUUAACGGGUUUAUUUUGGGGGCAAUAAUCGCGCUGUUUUGCAGCAUUGAUGACAAGAUAGCAAACCUGAUGCGGUGUGCCAUGUGGGACUGAAUGACGUGCCAUGUUAGCCACGCAGAUGCCAGAGACGCUGCCCGACACUAAAGAUGUUAAACAGAUUAAAGACAGGUUGGUCCAGUCGCUCAAGGCCCUUCAGAAACGCUACGUGACGUCAGACACUGUGGUCACCAGUGAAGAUGGUGAUGCGAACCUCCUCUGUUCCGCCCUCGAGGCCGUGUUCAUCCAUGGCAUCAGGAGCAAAUUCAUCCGCUCUGAUAAUGGGAUCAGAGGCAGGAAGAAGGAGAAAGGACUUCCUCAACCCGCCUUCUGGAGCCUCCUGAAAACAGUUACACAUCGUGAUGUCAUCACUGAACUGGAGAAGCUCAACUUUGUGACGACGGAGGUGGGCCGUUGUCGUGCUUGGUUACGGCUAGCUCUCAACCACGGCUUGCUGGAAUGCUAUCUAGUUUCACUGUUCAGAGAGGAGUCCAAACUGCAAACCCACUACCAGCCCAAUGCCAUUUUGUUAAACCCAGAGGAGCGAGAGGUACUCCUUAGCUACCUCCAAGGCCUCUCCUCCCUCACAUUUGACCUGUCCUACAAGUCCGCUGUCUUGAAAGAGUGGACCACAACCCCACUAGCUUUAGCCGGACUCUGCCCCAUGUCCCAGCUGGAUGCACUUGAGGUCAACGGAGAUGCAACAGCUAAAGCGAAUGGUAGCGAAAGUUGGGAUUCGGUCUCACAAACAUCCAGUUCUUCAGAUGCGCUGGAUUUGCCAAAGGAGGGUCAGGUUUUGUAUGCCGGACAAGGGGACAACGGUGGAACAGAUUUGACCUCUUCAAAUUUAAGUCUAGACACCACUGGUUCGUCCCACCUCUCCUCCAGCCUGAGCUCUGACAGUCUGCUCCAAGGACAGGAGUUUAGGAGUCCUGCAGCUGAACAGUCCUCUGCCAGUGACCUAGAUGUCUCUGUUACUGUCUGUUCCAACAGACCAGCAAAAGAUUUGUUUAAAACCCAGGACUACUUCAGCCAGGACUCGAUGCGUGAGGACUCCUUUGUCUCCAGCUCGGGUCCGGACCAGCUCUCCGAAAACGCCAUAUCGAGCAGCUCCGACAGCGAAACACAAGAAACACCAAUCCAAAACGAGACCAACCAGGAGACCAAUCAGGAGACCACCCUCACUGAUCCUUCACCUCCACCCCAUGAGCUAAUACUAUGUAGCGAGAUUCCAGAAGAUAUAUCCCCUUCUAAUGAAUCUAACCAAAAUGUUGAACCUAAUUUGGACUAUGAAACACCUGAAAAAGUAAAAUCCAGCAAUGAAGAGGGGAAGUCAGAGCCUGUCCCAAAUGAAGAAGACUCAAACAUGAGAAAAGACAGUUCUGAAGACCAAUCUGAACCAGUGGUUGAGCAGGAGGCCCGUCGCUCUGCCAGUGUUCUCAGCAGACAGCACUCAGAAUCACUAUCAUAUUCUCGCUCGUGGAUCUCAGAUGAUGAUAUAUACAAACCGACGCUGGAGGAAGUCCCAGAUCUGCACCAGGAUGAAACUUCUGUCCAGGGUCCAAACCUCCCAGAACCCAACGCUCCCCAGUCCACUCCCCCUCUCAGUGUUGUACACCGCAGGAAAACUGGACUUUCCAAUCCUUUCCGCGGGCUGCUGAAGCUCGGACACCUGGAGCGGCGUCAUGCCAUGGGAAUGUGGCGUGACUACUACUGUGAACUCUCUCCUUUUGAGUUCAGGCUUUACCUGAACGCUGAGGAGCGCACCUGUGCAGAGAACUGUUCCCUGGUGCGCUGUGACGACGCCCGCCUCUCCUCCUCAGACGGGCGAUUUGAGCUCUCAUUUUCGGGAAAAAGGCUGUACCUGCGAGCGGCCGAUAGUGGAGAGGCUGAGGACUGGCUGGACAGGAUCCAGGAGGCGGUGCAUAAGUGCAGACCAGUGCCCCGUGUGGACGAGCACUGGGAGGUGCUUCAGUUACCCCCUGUGGCAUCGGUGCCCUCCAGUCCAGACCUGGGGGGGUCCUCCUCAGACUCAGGCAUCAGUGAAGAAGCUCCUCAUCCUAAAGUGUUUGACUGGUCUCGUUCAUGUGAUGUGGAGAGUGACGCCAUCAAAGAGUCUGUGCUGUACUGCUGCACUGACUCUGAGGCGCAGCAUUGGGCUCCUCUGGUCUUCUCUUUGUCUCUGGAGGCGCUCAAAGGUUUUAAGCUGCAGGAGAACAGGAAGCAGCUCUGGAUAAACCAUCCCAUUCAGGACAUUAGGGAUGUGGUGCCAGAUGUGUCUAUGGGAGGAGCAGAGUUUUUCAAACUGCUGACAGUGAGAGAGACCCUCAGGCUGAGAGCAGAGAAUCCCAAAGAGGCGCGCUCCUGGAGGGACCUGGUCCGCGGAGCACUGGACUCAUAUUUGGAGAGUGGAGAGGACGGGACAACAGAGGAGCCCAUCGUUGCUCCAUCAGGGAUCAACGGAAACCUCUACAGACUGGUGCAGCACAGGCUCAAGGAGGAUGGCACUCUACUAACUCACCUGUGCACCGUCCCAGUAGAGAAAGGGCUGGACUCGCAGAGCUUCAAAUGUGCAGGAUGUCCACGUCAGAUCGGCCCAUCCCGCAGCAGAGCGAGGCUGUGUGAGUUCACAGGACAGUACUACUGCGACUUCUGCCAUGUUGGAGAAACCACCAUCAUCCCCUCUCGUAUGGUCCACAACUGGGACCUAGUAGAGAGAGAGGUUUCGAAGAAGGCGCUGCGGCUGUUGGCAGAGGUGCAGCACGAGCCUCUGCUGAACCUGGAUCAGUUGAACCCAGAUCUGAUGACUCAUUCCGAAUCCAUGGCCCAAAUCCAUAAAAUCCGACAAAAACUCCGGCUCUUAGGUGAUUACCUGCUCACCUGUCGUAGCAACGCCUGGAAGAGACUACAAGCCAGGAUGGAACAGAGGCCUUACCUUUUGGAGUCCAGUCAGCUGUACAGUAUCCUGGAUCUACGACAGAUCGCAGAGGGCCAGUACCCUAUAUACUUGAUCACAUUGGUGCAACUCGCGUCUAACCAUGUUUUCCAAUGUGACCUAUGCACUCAAAGAGGUUUCAUCUGCCAAACAUGCCACUCCAAUGAAAUAAUCUUUCCUUUCCAGUUUGACAGCACCACUCGGUGUAAAGAUUGUAAGGCAGUGUUCCAUCUUCAUUGUAAAUCUACCAGCGAUCCAUGUCCGCGAUGUUUACGAAUAAAAAAAUACCAAGAGCGGGACAUGCAAGACUGACCGGCCUGCAGUACCUCGCAUGUUUCACUAGAGGCCGGACUUUUCCAAGUCAAGAAAGACUGAACAAUACAACCUGAAGUGCAAUUAUGAGAACAACUUGUUUGACUUGUAGGACUUGGUUUAUUGAUAGAGUUCAAUCCAAAGCCUUGUUAACAGCUGUGAUGCCAGCAAAUCACAGCCAAUGUUACUGAUACCUCUGCCUUCAGUUUAGCCUCAACAUCAAAUGAAAGACCAGGUAUAAAUGAAGGAUGUUGCCAAGAACUAUCCCCCCCCUUUUUUCAUUUUUUUUUUUUUCUCAAAGUUGUAUUUUUUGUGUUUAAUCAAAAAAAACGACAUUGUACAUAUACACUGAUUGAGCACAACAUUAUGACAAGGAGACAAGGAAUAUAUUGGAUUGGUUAAAUUUUUAUGGCAAGUUCAAAGCAGAAGAUUCAUGGUAGACAGUCGGGUCCAGAGAGAUCACAUUGCUCUGGUUGCCAUGGUAAUGUGUUUGCAUCUGUAGCCAUAAACAGCCCUGAAAUGAUAUAUUUUUAGGCUGUUUUAUUGUAUGGUGUAACUUGAGAUAAAGCUACUUCUGCUAACAUGUUAACUACUCCAAAACAUUUCCAUAAAUCUAACCUUAACCAAAUACCAACCUUAACAAAAAAAAAAACAUGUUCCUAAACAGGCACUUAAUCAUAUUGAAUGAGGUACCAGAUAGGAACAGUGGUGAACCAAUAAAAUGAAAAUGUGCUAACUCAGAUCCCUAAAUAAGUUAUGCUGGUUCUUGUAUGAAGUUGCCAGAAUUCUGUUUUGAAUAUUUGGCAUGGAGUCAUAAUGUUACGCCUGAUUGAUGUAUGUCUCAAAUUCAUUAUUAUAGUAUUUAAUUAUGUGAUGCAUUCAGAGGUGUAAUUUGGACAAAAUGGUGAUAAAGGUGAUUUUGACAGUGCCUUCUUUGUUUUUAGCCUUACUUUUGUUUUUGUAACCAAUGUUGUCAUGGAAGUGUAGCAUAAUUAUAAUUACAAGUCUGAUUACUCAUAUACUGUCUGUGAAAAUCAAGAUCCUAAUUUAAAAUGACACGAUGAUGGAAAACACUGAUGCUGCUUACAUUCAGCCAUUAUUAAUUUUAUAGCACAAAUUUCAAAUCAACAUUUUAAGGAACAAUUUUAUUUUGCUAGUUUGCACAUAGCGAUGACUGUUAAAAGGUUAUGAAUCUGAACUAAAAUAGAUUUGUAACACUUUUUAGCACACUUACUGGACAUAUGCAGUUGUAUCUCCUGAUGUUUAAGUGAUGUAGCAUUGAUUUUUAUUUACAUUUUAAAGGAAAGAGCAAAUAGGUUUACUCAUUGGGUGCAUUCCACACCUGUCUCUUUAAGUUUGUGGCUAC
Messenger RNA from Periophthalmus magnuspinnatus, 4782 nucleotides. It is a transcript of the gene plekhm1, whose product is annotated as pleckstrin homology domain containing, family M (with RUN domain) member 1. The record is from RefSeq and is a predicted model, not a curated record. The transcript is spliced from 12 exons. Lineage: Eukaryota; Metazoa; Chordata; Actinopteri; Gobiiformes; Gobiidae. The coding region runs from base 237 to 3416 and encodes 1059 amino acids.